AGGAAAUUACAUUUGAAAAGGCGGGGUAUGUGGUUUAUAUUUGAGGACUAGAAAAAUAAAUGUCAUUACAGAUUUACAACAGCAGACUACGCUUGUACAACACAAUUAUCAACUGGAGCAAGUAAACGUUACAAUAAUUGACAGCUAGUUACCUACACUGUCAGGAAUAAAAGAUGGAGAAAAGACAUACAAAAAUACGGUAAUGCUAUAGGUUAACGUUAUCUUGCCCGCCAAAGUGUUUCUUCUUCGUCGUCUUUAUAAUAAAUGGCCGGUUUAUAUGUAAACAUUUGUAUCUUCAAAAAGUGUAUCCGAACACAAUAGGGGGGUUCCUUUUGCAUAACGUUAUAGUUGUUACACCCUAACUUGCCAGUGUUAGCCGGCUAGCUUGUUUCUUCAUUGAGUUUAUAGCAGCGUCUUUUUAGUUGAUAACUAGCUAGCAGCUUGCAUUCAUAACCUAUAACCCUCAGAGGUGGGUGUUUGGAAGCGCGGCGUCUGCAGCUUAAUUAAAACAUGGCGGAUUCGGAGGAAUUUAGACUUAAACGAUUGAAGCAUGAGGAGCGCCUGUCCAGAGUGUUUGACGAAGUGAUGGGGCUUGGAGAGUUUGCUGACUCCUCCAGGGGCUCUGCCACCUCUUCCAAGAGCGGAGGUCAGGACGAGACAAAGGAAGUAGACGAAACGUCAGGACAAGAGGAACACCAACAAGUAGAAGAAGAGGAUAGCAACAGCAGCAGACAAGAAGAAAAGAUGGAUGAGGGGAUGGGAGAGCCAUCCUUUCCUCGCAUUUCUUCUCCUUCCUCUGACCGUCACUCCUCGUUUACCAUGGGAACCAACAAAGCAGGAGGAGGAGGAAGUGGUGGGGCAGCAUUUGAUGACGCACUAGAUGGCCUGCCUUCAUUUGGGCCAGAAGAAGAAGAUGAUGAAGACUGGCACUUUGCCCUGCCAAUGGGCACCCUGGAGAAUCUUCAUGUGGGUAAGACAAACAGCAAAAGAAGCCCACCAGGAGUGGGAAACAACGUAACUCGGGGCAAUCCCUUUGCUUGUCAGCCCAGAGAGGAGGAGGAGGAGGAGGAGGAUGAGGAGGAGGAGGAGCAAGAGAGGGAAGGGAGCAAUGGGUCUGCUAAUACCUCGCACUCCUCCCAGGACCACACAUGUGACAACAGCCAAGAUGGAGGCGUCCUGAACCACACAGAGGAGACGGACGACAGUCAGCUGGGAGAGAGGUCAGAGGCAGCUCCAAUGGAGGACAGUAAUCCCCAGAUGUCUCCUACUAUCAAUAUUAAAGAUGAGCCUAUUGAUGAGGGCUACGACGCUGCUUUACUGCCUCAGAGCUCCAUCAGACAGAUCAAAGAGGAGCUGGAACAUCAGGAGGAAGAGCUCAGGAUCAGCUCUGUCUACUCUGUAGGUGGAGGGAACACCUUUGCAUCCCCUACCAUUCCAGCAGCAGUCCCAGCCCCCCCUUCGGCAGCCAUUUUUAUCCCAGGUAGAGGUGCUGUCCUACAAGCCAUGACUCCCCUCCCUGUCAGACCACCAGCUCCAGUCCCAACUUCACUACCGGCUCUGGCACCAGUACCCCCACGCCCACCUCAGCCCCCUGUUCCUGGUAGUGUUCGCUGCAGUGGCUGCUCCAAGGUUCUGCUGAAAGGCCAAACAGCAUUCCAAAGAAAAGGUUCGACGCAGCUCUUCUGCUCCACAGUCUGUCUGACCGGCCAUCUGCCUCCAGCCAACAAGAACCGAUCCUGUUUCCAGUGCAACAGGGAGAUUCUUCAGCCCAGGGACAUGAUCACGAUUCCAGCAGACAACAACAUCUACAUGCACUUUUGUGGCCAGUUCUGUCUGUCUGUCUUUAGACACAAAAAGAAACAAGCUGAGAAGAUUCCUGAUAAAUGGGCUGACAAACAAGUGGAGAGGAAGCCUGAGAAACCACCUGAGAAACCAGCAGAGCGACAGCCAGAAAAACCCUUUUGCAGUGUCUGCAGAGUCUCUAAUAGGCUGAUUGAGCAUGAGGUCACCCAUCAAGGUCGUCUGCACAGACUCUGUAGUAAUGCUUGUUUUGUAACGUGGCGCAAGAUGCGGCAGUUAGCCAUGAACUGCUGUGAAGGCUGCGGACUUUAUUGUAAUAGCAACUCAGGCUCCUGUCAGACGCUCACAAUUGAAAGAACUCAGCUCAACUUCUGUGGUCCUACCUGCAUUGGCACCUACAAACAGACCUGCAGAAAGACGGUUGAGUGUGCCUACUGUCACAAAAUGGCAAUAGUGUCCUCCACCAUCAUGGAACGAGACCAAAAGGGCAAAGUUCAGCUUUACUGUUCAUCUGCUUGUGUGGAACAAAGUCGACCACCCCGACACAUUCUCACUGGUGCUGCAUUCCCCUGCUGCUUGUGCAAGGUUUCAGCUGUUCCUCAGUAUCAUCUGGCCAUGGUGGAUGGCACCAUUCGUAACUUCUGCUCCUAUGACUGCGUUUCUAUAUACAGGAAGUCCGGGCACACCUCUCAGCCAGACCUGAUCAAUGGAACCUCCUCUCUCAGGGACCCCUCCUUUAGAGAUGUCCCAAAACCGGGGCCCUCUGCCGGAGCCAGCUCAGUCCCUCCCAUCCCUCAGGACUGCCCAUCUUCAGUCCCCUACCCGGGCCACCAUCCCAGUCAUACCUCAGUGCCCCCACUGGUGCCACCCUACCCAGCCAUGUCCUCACCCUCCGUCCCAGGGCAAGCCCAGGCCAGAGCACCUGCUGGUCAGCCCCCGAAACCAGCAGAGGGUGGGCCCAGCAACACCUCCAAGCUAACCUGCCAUCAGUGCAGCAAACACUUCAACAUCAAGCCGCAGCUAUUCAGUCACCAAGGUCGUAUUUCUAUGUUCUGCAGUAGGACGUGUUGUGAGCAGUACAAAACCCAGAAGAAUAUCCUGGUGGUGUGUGAGUGCUGUAAACAGGAAAAAGUGCUCUUUGACACCAUCAGCUACAACCAACAGGACCUAGUCUUCUGCAGUGAAAGCUGUAAGCUACUCUUCAAACAUGACCUUACAUCUCAAAACAAGGAUCAUCCCUGGCGUCCCUGCACCUACUGCUCCGGCAUCGGCCAGAAGAUGCUGCACAGCCACUAUGGAGGCAGGAUGGAGGAGUUCUGUAAACCCCACUGCAUGUCCCAGUACACUGUACUAUACUAUGGGAUGGGUCGAUGUGACAGUUGUAGGAAACAGGGCUACAUGACUGAGAAGCUACAGUGUUUGGGCUCAGUCCGUAAUUUCUGCAACCUGCCCUGCCUGCUGCAGUACUGCUACCUGCAUUUUGAGAUGAGCCAACACACCAGCAGUACCAACGGUACUGGAACAGCCCCACAAACACCAUAUGCUCCAACCCAGCCCCACCACUCCUCAAAGAUGAAUCCUGUCAUAGCUGAUGUGGUGUCACUGGCCAAUGGCUCUGCCACUCAGCCCAGUGUGUCGGCAGAUACUGCUCUGACUGGAGCACUUCCGACCUCCAACGUUGAUGGCAAGAACCUAGACCAUGCCAGUACGCAGACCGAUGCCAUGCGAGUGCCUGUGUCCCGUCGACGUCAAAUGAAGAACAAGUCAGUUCUGUGUCGGCCCUUCACCAUGGACCAAGAGAGCAUGUGCCAGCUGCCCACACCUUCCACUGAAGCUCUGGCCUCAGCAGGAGAGGAGAAGGUGAAAGUGUUAAUGGUGCCAGUCCCAGUACCGGUCUUCAUUCCAGUGCCUAUGAAUAUGUACUCCCAGCAUACACCUGUUCCAAUGCCUAUGCUCUUGCCUGUUCCAGUACCUAUGGUAGUACCACCACAGAACAAGGACGUGAAAGAUGCAGCAGUCCAAUCAGAGCCUUUGGCUGUGAAGGAAGAAAAACAGAAAGAUGGGCCUGUUUCCAGUGCAGACCAGAGCAGCUCUCAUAGCGGAGACAUGAAGUCAGAGGUGGUCACUCCCAUAAUCCGUGAAGAUGAGGAGCCUCAAAAAGCAGUGCAAGCCAAGCUGCCUCUUACUGUAAGUUCAGAGAGGAGCACAGAGUCGACAGAUCCCCAACUUAAUACCCAGCCAGAGGGGAGCACGACGACAAGCGACCCACCUACCACCAGCGCAGAGCAUCAGCCUCCCUCCUCUCCAAUGAUGGACUUGGAGAGUGACUUCCCAUCUGAAUCGUUGGAUCAGAAGCCAUCUUCCCCACGGCGAGGAGUGAAGAGACCCAGAGAAGGUUUCUCUGGCCGGAAACGGGGUCGAAGGCGAAUUGUUUCGCUGGACCGCAGUGCAGUGGUGACUCCAGCCGCCUCCAAGCUGAACCACCUGUAUGGGGUUAAAGCCUGGAAGAGCUGGGUCCAACAACGAAACAAACAGAAAGAAUCCAAUCCAGUGGAUAUUAAAGAAGACGUCCUUCAGUGUGACUCUGCUGAGCUGAGCUUUGCUCUGUCUCGCUUCAUCAGAGAAGUGAGACGGCCCAAUGGAGAGACCUACAGCCCAGACAGCAUCUUCUACCUCUGUCUGGGGAUACAGCAGUAUCUGUUCAUGAAGGGCCGCAUAGAGAACAUCUUUACUGACGAGCUGUACACUCAGUUUGCCACAGAGAUCACUGGGAUGCUGCGUCUCUGGAAACCUAAACUACUACCUAGUGGUGGUGUUGUUUCCUCCCGUGUUGUGGAGUCCUACCUGUGGGAGUGUAAGCAGCUGGGUGCCUACUCCCCAAUAGUGUUGCUCAACACGCUGCUCUUCUUCUGCACCAAGAACUUCCGCUUCACCACACUGGCGCAGCACCAAAGCCUCUCCUUUACCAACUUCACUCGACGCUCCAAGCCCUGCAGCCGAGCCAGCAAAGUCCACUACCUCCGAUACCAGAGAAGUAGCGCUGCCACGCCCCGCCGAGAGGACACAGAGCGAUUGAGAAAAAGGCAGGGAGAGGAAGUGGGAGACCUGGAGAUGCUUGAAAAUGUCAACAACCCUCUACACUGUCCUGUCAGACUCUAUGAGUUCUACCUCUCUAGAUGCCCAGAGUCGGUGAAGAAGACAACUGACGUGUUUUACCUCCAGCCUGAGCAGAAUGUGCACACACACAGUUCCCACUGGUACACUUCUGAACCAUUAGAGGGCACCACUCUACAGAGCAUGCUCACACGCAUCUUGGCCGUCAGAGAGGUUCACCAGGAACAGGAAGCAGCCCAGCAUCAGUCCUCAGCCACCGCUGAUGAUGACAGUUAAACAGUGAUACAGAGCUCUGCUUCUUCACAUCGUGCUUAUGAUCUUCUCUGCAACAGAAACCUUCUCUGAAGGUGAACAGUUCACAGUGAAUUAAAGCUGUACGUACACCCAUCAGUCAUCACACUGAGACAGGAUCUUUGUAAUGGGGAGACAGAACAAAGAGAGACACAAUGACAGGACACUGUCACAGAGAGACAACUUUAAAGAACUGUGGGAUAAUUGUAUUGAGUUACCUCAGUGGCCAUCCGAUAAUGAGUUUACAAACAUCCAAUACUCUAAAAUAUGAAAAAGGGAGUGUUAAAGUGUACAUUAUUAACACAGUCCCCUUUUGUCAUCUGUGUCACACCGGAGUGAUGUUUAUGCACAUCAUUUAUCACAUGUGACAGGUUUAUUUUCUACCAGUAACGGUCCAUGCGUAGCCUUUCAGAUGUACUUUUUAUUUCAGAUACAGACGUCUGCAAUAUUAGAAUGCUGUGAGCAUGUGAGAACAGUCGGUGCUGAUGCAGAUGAAGAGAGUUUACAUCCACCAGGCACUGUCAGAUCUGUCCGUUAAGGGGUUUAAAUGUGCUGUUUUAUCGUUGUUGCCCCCCUUUGCAUCAGCACAUUGUAAUAUUGAGAGUAUUUACUUGUACAGUAUGAGUUUUAAAGGUUGAUACUGGUAUUUAAGGAUUGAAGACACGACUUGUGCUUUUAAAUUUCACCAAAACCUAAAACAAUGACAUUUUGAGCGGGUUCAUUCGACAAUGUGGCGUAUUCAUGCGUAGCUGCACAACACUUGGUAAAAAUGUCACUCAGUUCAAGUGAAGACCCACAGACAUGCAGUGUAGUUUUGAUAAAUGAAACAUUAAAUAUGGAGUUUAUCAAACUGCAUCAUAUUCAUCACAUUGGAGGUGGAUGACUUUGACUGGUUGACAUGGGGCAUUUAAUUAAAAGCCAAUAUCUGAUUUAACAUGUUGUGAAACCAGUAUACUGCACAUCACUGUAAUCCUGUGUGUAAUAAUAGAGGAGACUCACAGUGCCUGUCAUCUUUUGUUGUUUUACUAUUAUCUAGUUAGCUGAUAUUAUGUUGUUCCCCUUUUAUAUUCAUCCUGUGUGGCCUUACUUCCUUCCCAACAACUUUCCCCUCUUUGACCUUAUAUGUCCUUGGGGAUUCGCUCACUUAUUCCCUCUGGAGGUAAAGUGGAGGAGUAGCUCAUUACCCACAUCCACUUUAUUGCAGUGUAUAUAAUCUGCUAACCUCUAAACCAUUUAUAGACCACCUUGAUUGAUUUUAGAAUAUUUAGAAAUACAGCCUCACCAUUAUUAUGAAUGGGAGUGCUACAAUGGGACCUCUGCUCCUUAUAUGCUUUCCCUGUAUGCAUUCCUGUGUCUAUGUCCUGUACCUUUCCUCUUUCUAACAGUGCCAUUAUCUUCUCCUUUGAGACAUUAACGCCUCUUUUUGUUUUUCCACCUGCCUUUGUUCCCUAAUUUGAGGAGAAUAUGGAUGAGCAGCAGACAACUCAAAGUACUAGCACAAUACUUUUCAUAACUCUAACCCUUGAGGUUUCCUGUAUUAUAGCUGAUGGUGUGUAUGGUUUGUGGUAUAAUAUGGUUUUUGUUGGCCAUAAGCUUCAAUAAAAACAAGUAUUAUGACGGUGUGCCUAAGAUAUUUACCACUGUGUCAGCAGUGGUAAUCAGUUUUGUUUCUAUUCAUUCCUGUUAUCUGUAAUAGACCUUCGAUUAAAAAUGGAUUCUGAACUUCUUUCUGAAUUGGCAUAUAGAUAGUCCUGGUGACUCAAAACAGACAAAAUAUGGUCCAUAGGGUUGCUGUGAUAAACCCUCAAAAUCUAAAUCUCAACCACGGCACAUCGCUUGUCAAAGAGGUGUUAAACUUACCCAAAUAUGUCUGGACAUACUGAACAGAACAGUAAUGCCUACACAUCUUAUAAUGUCCUUUUUACAUCAAUGACAUUGAUAUUUUAUAGAAUUGUGGAUCAUAAUUUGGAUUUUUUUUUUUUUUUAAUACAAAAAUCUUAAAAUCUUCCUUUCAUGCGUGGUUCAGAAUUCUGUUGGUUGACCAGAAAAUGUAAUAUCUGAUACACAUGUUGCUAAGUUGAGAUUUAAUGAAAAUAUUACCAUUUGUUCUUUUGUGCAGCGGUAAUAAUGACUCCACUACCCGCAAACCCAGUGUGGGGCAGUCAGGGAGCUUGUGCAUUUCACUCACACUGUAGUAAUGUGUUCAUUGCUACUUGGCAUCUAUUUUAUUUUUUCAGCUGUUAUCAUAUUUUGUCAAGGAGGCCAACGUGCCUUUACUUUUGCCUCAUUUUCAUGUUUUCUAUAAAUUCUGUGUAACAGUGUAAAUGAGAAUCUGAAGUUGAUAGAUCUUUCCUGUGCUCCAUGCUAACCUUAAACAUUCACAGUGUGGACUGAUGGUAAACCAUUAGCAUUAUCCAAACAAAGAGUUCUGUAAAUGUUGGUGAAUUUCUUUAAACAACAUACUGUAACACACUGUCGCCACUGCUGGUGCAAAGGAAAUGUUACUGUGAAUAUUAUCACUGCUAUUAUCAAUAUUAUCACAUCCAUUUGAAGAUUGUUAAGAAAGGAAAGGCCCAAAGACAGUCAGAUGUUUUAUUGCCAUGCACAAAAUGCUGUAUUGUCAUUAUAAGUAUUUAAAAUUCAUCAUGUUCAUUUUUUUUCCUCGAUUGCAAGGCAAAGCAUUUAUAACGAAAGCAUGACUGAAAUGAAAUGUGAUGGUGAGAGUUUGUGCAGUUUUGAAACAUUGAUUCAUAAAAUGUGUGACGUUC
This is a messenger RNA of Siniperca chuatsi (mandarin fish), 7973 nucleotides long. Its product is annotated as zinc finger MYM-type protein 4-like. Bases 511 to 5190 code for a protein of 1559 amino acids. Lineage: Eukaryota; Metazoa; Chordata; Actinopteri; Centrarchiformes; Sinipercidae. The record is from RefSeq and is a predicted model, not a curated record. The transcript has 29 exons. Gene Ontology annotation, molecular function: zinc ion binding.